AUGCCAACGAGCGCCGCCCAGGGGCUUCCGGCGGCCUCUCAGGGCCAACUGGCGAUGUUGAACUUCGCCGAUUUCGCCUCUGGGGAGGACUCGAAGCCGCUCCAGCUGCCGCAUGCAACGCAUGCAACGCAUGCAGCGCAUGCAGCGCAUGCAGCAGCUCGUGAUCAGGGCGAGGGCGCCUCAGAAACUGCUCUUUUGAGGGAUCCAGGCGCUUCUCCCGGCGCAGGCAGCAGCAGCAGCAGCAGCAGCAGCAGCAGCAGCAGCAGCAGCAGCAGCAGCCCUGCUGCUGCUGCUGCUGCGUGUGGCGCCCCGUGCUGGCAGCCCCAGGGGGUUGCGCGGCUUUCCUCGAUGCCCCCCUUUGCUGCUGCAGACAGCUCGCCGCCGUCUCAGUCGCCUGCAGCAGCAAAUGACAUUUUGCUGCGGCGCUGCCGCUCCACUGCAGCAGCUGCUGCCAGCUUUCUCGACGCCUUUCACCAGAGACAGAGGCAGCAGAAGAGUUCGGACCUCCGCAGCAGAAACGAGGCCUUCCACUCCCUCAAGCAGUGGCGAGCCCCCCCCAAGCACAGCAGCAGCAGCAGCAGCAGCAGCAGCAGCAGCAGCAGCAGCAGCAGCGGCCGCCGCGAGGAGCAGCUGGCGGGCGCCAGGGGGGCCCCCAGCGCUGCUGCUGCUGCUGCUGCUGCUGCUGCAGAGCGGGCGCAGCGGCAGCAAAUGGUGGGGGAAAUGGCAGCACUUUUCAGCCGGCUGUCCUUCAGCAAGCAGCAGCAAGCUGCUGCUGCAUGCAGGCAAACCCUAGCGCGUUUGGAGCAGCAAAAGGCGCAGCUGAGUUCCCUCAUAAGCCGCCUCAGCCGCUCCGUGUCUGCAACAAAAGCCAAGGGGGCCCUCAUCAAGGAGCGCUCUUUCCAGCUGCUGCUGCUGCAGCAGCAGGAGAGCAGCAAGGGGCCCCAGCGCAGACGCAUUCCCGCCAGUUUGCUGCUGCCGCUCCCCGAGUUCAGCCCCAGCAGCGCAGCAGACGGGACAAAGCAGCAGCAGCAGCAGCGGCAGCAAACGCAGCAGCGCCAGCAGCAGCAAACACCCCAGCAGCAGCAGCAGCAGCAGCAGCAGCAGCAGCAGCAGCAGCAGACAGACCCCUGGCGCCGCGUGCUGAGGCGCACGAGGCCGCUGCGACGCAGAGCGUCUUUGCCUGCGGCUGCGGCGCUUGCGAGGACGCCCAGGCCAGCUGCUGCAGCAGCAACUCCUGCAGACGCAGCAGCAACUCCUUCAGCUGCAGCAGCAGCAGCAACGCCCGAAGCAGCAGCAGCAGCAACACCGGCAGCAGCUUCCUGCGGCGGCACCGCGUCUCCGUUUUCCCCGCUGGAUGCAAGAACAGCCGCCCUGGCAGGGGCAGCCGCCCCAGAGGGAGCAGCAGCAGCAGCAGCAGCAGCAGCAGCAGCAGCAGCGGUGGCUGCUGCUGCAGACCUGUCUGAGGCGAUUGAGCGCUUCCGCAGCAAAACCCGCAGCGCGAGUUUGUGCUGCUUCUCGAGAGACAAACUGAGUCUGAAGAAGCAGCGGCUGGGGCGUCGUCAAGCCACGGAGCUGCUGCUGCAGCAGGCGGAAGCUGCAUGCGCUGCUGCUGCUGCUGCUGCUGCUGCUGCGGGCGCUGCUGCUCCUGCGCAGUGCCACGGGGCCCUGCUGCAGGCCCUCACGGGCCUCUCCCGGGCCCUUUCCUUGGAGCUGCUGCAGACGCAGCAGCGCAUGCAAAUGGCAGAUCUGCUGCAGCAGAAGCAAGCAGCAGCAAGGGGAGGCCUGGAAGCAGCAGCAGCACUUCAGUCUCUGGGCCAUCUGCUUCUGCCAAUGGCGCAAUCUGCUGCUGCUGACGCAGCGCCGGGGGCCCCCCACGGGGGGGGCCCCCAAGGGGGGCCCCCGGGCCUGCUGCUGGGGGUCUCGGGUCCAGGGGGCCCCCACGGAGGGGCCCCUGGGCUGUCUUCGGGGGUACUUGACAGCUCUGCUGCUGCUGCUGCUGCUGCUGACGAGCAGCAAACGUGUGGGGAGGCUUUGGAGCUGCGUGCAGCAGAGCCUGUAGCAGCGGAGCAGCUCGAAGCUGCUGCAGCAGCAGCAGCAGCUGCUGCUGCUGCUGGUGCUGCGGAGGCGGAAGGCCCCACUGACGCCGCCGCGGCCGCCGCCGCCGCUGCUGCUGCUGCUGCUGCUGCUGCUGCUGCUGGCAGCAGCGACGGGGAGAAGGGCGGGCGCAGCAGCUGCAGCGGCUGCAGCGAAUGGAGCGAAGAUGACAGCAGUUUGUUGGAAGCAGAAACUGACUGCGAAUAUUUGCUGGGGCGGCAGCUGCUGCCAUAUGAGAGAAUGCUGCUGAAGUUUCGCAUGCUGCGGCGGCACGGGGCAGCAGCAGCAGCAGCAGCAGCAGGAGCAGCAGCAGGAGCAGCAGCAGCGGCGGGCGAGGGGGCCCCCACGGAGGCGCAGCUGGUGGAGGAGCUGCUGCAGGCCGUGGAGGAGGGGGGCGCUGCUGCUGCUGCUGCUGCUGCUGCUGCUGCUGCGGACUCCCUGGCGCCCGAAGACGAGGCCGACGUGUGGGGCCUCUGGGGAGAAGAAGCAGAAAGUGAAGCAGCAAAAGUCGAAAGUCUUUUGACUCUGGUGCAGCAGCUGCAGCAAGCUGACCUGCAGCAGCAAGUUCUUUCCCGCAGCUUGCUGGCUUCGAAGCGCCCCAUGCCCAAAGAGGAGGCCAUCCUCCACGCCUUCUUCCAGGGCCCAGGGGGGCCCCCAGAGGGGCCCCCAGGGGGCCCCCCGGGGGGCCCCCAGGGGGGCCCCCAGGGGGGCCCCCCGGGGGGGCCCCUAGGGGGGCCUCUAGGGGGGCCCCCAGGGGGGCCCCCAGGGGUGCAUGCAGGCAGGCAGGGCGCAGAUGUAGAGACAGCAGCGGGAGCAGAGGCCGGAGUAGAUAGGGGCAGGGGGGCAGAGGAAGCAGCAAAAAGAAAAAUGAAAUUAAAUAAAAAGACUGAGACAAAAGUUUCCGCUUUUCCCUCAGCGGAGUGUCUGUACAGGGCGCACUAUUUGCUGGGGCCCUGGAGAGCCAAUUUGCUGUCGCUGUCUCAGCCUGAAAACGAGAAAACUGCGAACUGA
Molecule: messenger RNA, 3105 nt
Organism: Eimeria necatrix
Lineage: Eukaryota; Apicomplexa; Conoidasida; Eucoccidiorida; Eimeriidae
Exons: 1
Coding region: 1-3105 (1034 amino acids)
Source: RefSeq, a predicted model, not a curated record